UACUGUAUACGGGACACACCCCACAUAUAUACUGUAUACGGGACACACCCCACAUAUAUACUGUAUACGGGACACACCCCACAUAUAUACUGUAUACGGGACACACCCCACAUAAAUAACGUAUACGGGACACACCCCACAUAUAUACUGUAUACAGGACACACCCCACAUAUAUACUGUAUACAGGACACACCCCACAUAUAUAUACUGUAUACGGGACACACCCCACAUAUAUACUGUAUACAGGACACACCCCACAUAUAUACUGUAUACAGGACACACCCCACAUAUAUACUGUAUACGGGACACAACCCCACAUAUAUAACGUAUACGGGACACACCCCACAUAUAUACUGUAAACAGGACACACCCCACAUAUAUACUGUAUACAGGACACACCCCACAUAUAUAUACUGUAUACGGGACACACCCCACAUAUAUACUGUAUACGGGACACACCCCACAUAUAUAACGUAUACGGGACACACCCCACAUAUAUACUGUAUACAGGACACACCCCACAUAUAUAUACUGUAUACGGGACACACCCCACAUAUAUACUGUAUACGGGACACACCCCACAUAUAUACUGUAUACGGGACACACCCCACAUAUAUACUGUAUACAGGACACACCCCACAUAUAUACUGUAUACGGGACACACCGCACAUAUGUACCGUAUACGGGACAACCCGCACAUAUGUACCGUAUACGGGACACCCCCCACAUAUGUACCGUAUACGGGACACACCCCACAUAUGUACCGUAUACGGGACACACCCCCCACAUAUGUACCGUAUACGGGACACA
Staurois parvus is the source of this 810-nucleotide messenger RNA. The record is from the annotation of a GenBank genome assembly. Lineage: Eukaryota; Metazoa; Chordata; Amphibia; Anura; Ranidae.